Molecule: messenger RNA, 1418 nt
Organism: Octopus sinensis (East Asian common octopus)
Lineage: Eukaryota; Metazoa; Mollusca; Cephalopoda; Octopoda; Octopodidae
Product: mucin-3A-like
Exons: 12
Coding region: 96-1418 (440 amino acids)
Source: RefSeq, a predicted model, not a curated record
UCACUAGCAAAAAACCAACCCCUGAGCAUACAACACACCAAAAAACAACAGAAAUCAAUGUUCCAAUUUAUACAACUGCACCCACAACUCAAUUGAUGCCGACAAUUACAAAAGUCAUCACAACAGAACAACCUACCAUGGAACACCCAACGACUGAAAAAACAACUCAAAUUAAUGUCCCAAUUUACACGACCGAACCGACAACUCAAAAAAUGCCAACAAUAACAAGCAAAAUAACUACUGAAAAACCAACCACUGAGCAUCUUACAACAGAGAAGACUACUGAAAUUAAUGUCCCAAUAUAUACCACUGAAUCCACAACUCAAAAGAUGCCAACAAUUACAAAAAUCACUAGCAAAAAACCAACCCCUGAGCAUACAACACACCAAAAAACAACAGAAAUCAAUGUUCCAAUUUAUACAACUGCACCCACAACUCAAUUGAUGCCGACAAUUACAAAAGUCAUCACAACAGAACAACCUACCAUGGAACACCCAACGACUGAAAAAACAACUCAAAUUAAUGUCCCAAUUUACACGACCGAACCGACAACUCAAAAAAUGCCAACAAUAACAAGCAAAAUAACUACUGAAAAACCAACCACUGAGCAUCUUACAACAGAGAAGACUACUGAAAUUAAUGUCCCAAUAUAUACCACUGAAUCCACAACUCAAAAGAUGCCAACAAUUACAAAAAUCACUAGCAAAAAACCAACCCCUGAGCAUACAACACACCAAAAAACAACAGAAAUCAAUGUUCCAAUUUAUACAACUGCACCCACAACUCAAUUGAUGCCGACAAUUACAAAAGUCAUCACAACAGAACAACCUACCACGGAACACCCAACGACUGAAAAAACAACUCAAAUUAAUGUCCCAAUUUACACGACCGAACCGACAACUCAAAAAAUGCCAACAAUAACAAGCAAAAUAACUACUGAAAAACCAACCACUGAGCAUCUUACAACAGAGAAGACUACUGAAAUUAAUGUCCCAAUAUAUACCACUGAAUCCACAACUCAAAAGAUGCCAACAAUUACAAAAAUCACUAGCAAAAAACCAACCCCUGAGCAUACAACACACCAAAAAACAACAGAAAUCAAUGUUCCAAUUUAUACAACUGCACCCACAACUCAAUUGAUGCCGACAAUUACAAAAGUCAUCACAACAGAACAACCUACCACGGAACACCCAACGACUGAAAAAACAACUCAAAUUAAUGUCCCAAUUUACACGACCGAACCGACAACUCAAAAAAUGCCAACAAUAACAAGCAAAAUAACUACUGAAAAACCAACCACUGAGCAUCUUACAACAGAGAAGACUACUGAAAUUAAUGUCCCAAUAUAUACCACUGAAUCCACAACUCAAAAGAUGCCAACAAUUACAAGUAUGUUAAUUUUGUACUAUUUUUAUUAG